CGUGGACGUCGGUUCCGUGCACGGUGCUUACGGGCCGCUUUUGAUUGGCUAAUUUUCGGGCCGCCCUCCUCCUCGUGCCCGCCCACAGUCCUCCCUCGGGUCGGCUAAGCGUCUCUGCCUUUCCCUUCCUGACCCCUAUCCCUUCCUUCCCUCUCCCUCCCCCCUUCCCUGCUACUGCUGCUGCUGCUGCUGCUGUUGCUGCCGCCGCCGCCACCUCCUCUUCGGGAGGAGCUCGUCCGUCUUGGCCAUGGGUUCUCGGGCCUCCACCUUAUUGCGGGAUGAAGAACUCGAGGAAAUAAAAAAGGAGACUGGCUUUUCCCACAGUCAAAUCACCCGUCUCUACAGCCGGUUCACCAGCCUGGACAAAGGGGAGAAUGGUACUCUCAGCCGGGAAGACUUCCAGCGGAUUCCAGAGCUUGCCAUCAACCCCCUGGGGGAUCGGAUCAUCAAUGCCUUCUUCCCUGAGGGAGAGGACCAGGUAAACUUUCGUGGAUUCAUGAGAACUCUGGCUCACUUCCGACCAAUCGAAGAUAAUGAGAAAAGCAAAGAUGUGAAUGGACCAGAACCACUCAACAGCCGGAGCAAUAAACUACACUUUGCUUUUCGAUUAUAUGACUUGGAUAAAGAUGACAAGAUUUCCCGAGAUGAAUUGUUACAGGUACUACGCAUGAUGGUUGGAGUGAAUAUUUCAGAUGAGCAGCUGGGCAGCAUUGCAGAUAGGACGAUCCAAGAGGCUGACCAGGAUGGGGACAGUGCCAUAUCCUUUACAGAGUUUGUCAAGGUUUUGGAGAAGGUGGAUGUAGAGCAAAAGAUGAGCAUCCGGUUUCUUCACUAAUAGAUUGGGACCAAAUUAUUCCUGGCUGUCUUGUAUUUAAGAAGCAGAACUUGAGUUUUUCCUCCCUCUCCCUUCAGAGCCCCUUCUCUCCCCAAGCGCUGCUGCUGUUGCAUGACAAAUCCUGCCCUGUUUGUGCCAGCACACACCUGCCAGCCUUGGUGUUAGAAGCAGGGCACUAAGGAAUGAAUGGUACACCUAGGCUCUCCUGCUCUCUUCGGUUUCUCCCUCCACAGUUCUCCAUCUAUCAAUAUUGCCUUUCCUUUUUGUGCUUCUGUCAGCUAUAAAUCCAUCAGUCAAGAGAGGGAGGGAGGGAAGCACCCCUACCCGUCCCCCAUCCCCCAUCCCCAAAGAGCCAGCAAAGUCCCUCCCCUGAAUGGAGACUGGAGCCAUACAUAUGUUCUAGUCAGGUUUUAGCACACCUAAAUGUCUCCACCUGCAUGUAUGUAACUGCACAGCCAGUCCUUUAGUCUCUGCGUUCCUUUUUGAGCCUCACCCUCUUUGUCCUUCCUUCCUCCAAGCUAUGCCUAUCACAUUCUCACAUCUCUGAUUUGUCAGGGCUUAUAAGCUUGGUGAGGUGGCUUAAUGGUUUUUAACCACCUUCCACCCUUAAAUGGGACUCUAGGACAUUGCCUCCCCAGGAGCUUUUGGGUACCUACCACUCUUCUUUGAAGAAUAGGAACAUUCUUGGGCUCUUUACACUCUGUGUUGUAGUUGAAAGACGGCAGGAUGGAGGCAUCCUUCCUGAAAGUGAGUGGCCAAGGUGAGAAGUGGAGGGUCAAACCCUCUGGGUGUGCUUGCUUAGGGCACCUCACCUCUGGUCUCUGACCUGCAUGAUUACUCGUUAGUACAGUAUUUACCCUUCAGAAACUAGCCAGCCACCUGGAAGCAUGCUAGAUUUCUGGGCAGGUAUUACCAGAAUGGCAUCUAUGGCAAUAUGUAUGUGAGAUUUCUCAUGGCUCCUUGGAAAGGGAGGCAGGCUUAGUGUCCUGAGAUCCUUGGUAUUGACACCUAUAGCAUGGUUUAUACUUCGAUAUUACAACACUCAAAGUAUCUUAUACUUUGAGUGUCCAAGUAGAUAAACUAGUGUUAAGGAAGUGCCUAACUUAACCCAGACCAAGAGAUUUAAAGAUUGUCCUCAGUAUCUUGAAGUUUUGCACACAAAUUCUCUUAAAAAUUGACAUUUGCAAAUGAUUAUGCUGGGAUUCAAAGCCAGCUCAUGUUACAGGUCCAAAGAGAUGAAUGUAUUGCAAAGUUAGCCUCCUGGUUAACUAGUUUCCUAGUCCCUCAUAUAUACUGCACCCGAUUCUUCAGAAACAAGGGGUCUGACACUGAUCGCACAUCCAGAGGUGGGUUUGUAGGCCCGUGAAAAAAGCCAGAGCAACUUCCCUGCCAAAGUCAGCUUAAUUGAGAUUUCCCUGAAUCAGGCUGUGCCAUGCUAACUGUUGUAUGAGUUAAUUCAUUUCUGUAUCUGCCCUGGACUGGCUUUUUCCUGGCUCCUUGCUUGCUUAUUUGCAUCAGAAGACUGAUCAAGAUGUACAUGGGAUUCUUUUGGGAAGGUAGCUUGCUGACCUGUCCUGAAUCAGAAUGCCAGCUGAAAAAGUGGGAUGGGGUAUGAAGUGGUCAGGUGGGGCAGUGUAGAUGCAAAGUGCCAGUGACUUUCUCAUGAGGGAAUGAACCUAGAUCACUGCUCAGAUGAUGUAAUAUAGGAAUUGUAUAAAAGGGAAGAAUUGUCCGAUGUGAUCUGUUAGAGAGGUACUUUAGUGGCUUCAUGACUUGCAUAUUUAAGAUUCUUAAAGGAAAAAAAUGCAUCCCCCCCCUUUGGCUGUAUAGCAAACUGUUUUAAUCCACGGUUGUGCCUUACUGUUCCAUUAAAAUUGUAUUCUUCCAUCCAUCAAUAAAAACUUGUGGUUAAAACAAAUAAAAGA
Dromiciops gliroides (monito del monte) is the source of this 2760-nucleotide messenger RNA. It is a transcript of the gene CHP1, whose product is annotated as calcineurin like EF-hand protein 1. Gene Ontology annotation, molecular function: calcium ion binding. The coding region runs from base 248 to 835 and encodes 195 amino acids. The transcript is spliced from 7 exons. NCBI's taxonomy places the organism in Eukaryota, Metazoa, Chordata, Mammalia, Microbiotheria, Microbiotheriidae. The record is from RefSeq and is a predicted model, not a curated record.